Kwoniella botswanensis is the source of this 2808-nucleotide messenger RNA. RefSeq lists its product as uncharacterized. Bases 1 to 2808 code for a protein of 935 amino acids. The record is from RefSeq and is a predicted model, not a curated record. The transcript has a single exon. Lineage: Eukaryota; Fungi; Basidiomycota; Tremellomycetes; Tremellales; Cryptococcaceae.
AUGCUUCGGCGUAUACGAGCCAAGCUUCACCCACCUGUCCUCGGACAACCAUCUCUACUGUUCAUUCGAUUGUCGUCUUCCGCCGCCCUCGCUCGGGUGAGAGAUACGGAGGAAGAUUAUCAGCAUGAACCAUAUGGAAUAGAAUAUGGCGCUGGACCUUCACGGAUACCUUAUCAACCUCGAUCCUACGUGAUUCCCCGAUCAAACCAUCCCACUCAUCCUCACUCAUCUCAACAGCUCUCUCGCGUCCUUCGCGAUUCCCUCAGUAAGCUAAGUCCAGGAGCGUAUGCACAACCCCAAACGUUCUUUAAUGCGCUUAGCAAUCAGGCAGAUCCUCAAGACGGACUCAUAUAUCGACGAUAUCCUGAAGAUCUUGCCACGCUAUCUCGACUAGAACUGCAUACCAUCCUUCAUCACCUGAUUAGAAAGAAGAAGGGCAAUUUGGCUGCUGCGAUCAUAUGCGAUGUGCUUGCUUCUGUACCUCGGGAACAGAGAAGACGAAUGCUCUCAAUCAAGACUUUGUCUAUGCUUUUUAAAGAAAGAUCGAUUUUCAAUAUGUCAAAUGCGGGAUCUUUUAAGCGAAUAUCAACUUUACCCGAUAUAAUACCUUCUAUCGAAGAUCAGGUUGCUCCUCCACCAAGUCGACAAUUAUCCGCUCUGUUGAACAUAAUGGAUUCCCUUCAGGAGGUGCGGUAUCAAAGACCUAUCGAACUGUAUCAACUAGUCAUCAAGCAAUGUGUAGAUGAGCACCUCUAUGACCUAGCUGCCAAGGUGUAUGUCGGUUUAGUAGAGGAAUGGGUCACUGAAGGGAGAGUAGCUCAUGGAGCCGAUCCAGAUGAUUUUCAUCCUGGUGGUGGACCACCACGUAUCAUUGAAUACCCUUCACAACGUCAGAGUUUAUCUAAAUUAUUGGGACAUUGGUGGACUGGCGUUAGGACUUGGAGAUUACCCGGUGAGGUAUUAUCACCCCAUGAUCGAUUAGACCUAUGGCAUCCCAAGCAUCUAUCUCUAGGCGAGAAAAUGAAGAACUUCCCUCUGCCUAUUGCCACUUCUCCGCCAUCUCUGGUCCCUCAACCGAAAUCAGUGCUAUUGACGACCAUCAUCGUUUCCCUCAAGCUGAAUCCACAUACAUGUUCGCCUCAGGAAUUUGCCAGUUCGAUGAGGGCUUUGGCUAUACUGGCUAAUACUGUACUAUCACGUACUCUGCCGAUCGUAUCGCUAGGAAAGUUGUUACAGGUCUUCAAAUCUGCUCCUUCUAAACCCGACGUCUAUCCUGAAAAUAUCACUGAAAUUCCAAAGGAAAACCAAUGGGCUUAUACAUCUUUCACCCAAAUCCACGUUACGCUCAUGUCAUUGCUCUUCUCUCCGCCUAUAUCAUCACAUUCCAUGCAACUUAUCGCCCAGAAUCAAGAUGUUCAUCCGGAAGAUGAGUCCACCAUUCUACACUCGGUAACUGCAGAAGGCGAAGCGAUGAAUCGGUACAUGUUACCUCCUCUGUCCUGGAACUCAUGUGCUAUACUACUUCAAUAUGCCUUUGAAGGUUUGCGCAAACCUUUUGCAUUGAAGAAAUUAUUGAGCUACAUGAAAGAAAUGUUCGGUAUGGGCGGCGCAAACCCCCAAGCAUUCAAUACGAUCUUAAAAGGUUCCUCGGCAUUACAACUCAACGCAAUUGCUGCUAAGGCAGAUAUGAAUAUCUUUGGUAAACAACAAUAUGACCGACCAUCUCAUGCACCACCACAGAGAGAAGAUACAAGAUUUUUCUCUUCUUCUCAACGGGUAGAGCGAGAUACUUCACAAGAGGCGAAGGAUGCCGAAGAAGAAUUUCUGAAUGAAUGGUCAUCAAGGACUAAGACCUCUUUCGAACUUGGUGGAUCACCUUUGCCUAAUGAACAUUCGUUAUUACUCCUGAUCAAGCAUUUGACAGUGACUAGUCAAUUCAAUAGGCUGGAAGAUCUAGUGUAUAUCCUGGAACCAUAUCUGGAAUUCUCGAAGAAAAUGCCCCUUGACGAACUGGGAGAUAGGAUUGAAUCGAAGGGUUUGAAACCUGGUGAAAGUGGUAGACCAAGAUCUCAACCGUUAUCUUAUAAUAUCUAUUUAUCACUUAUGAGGGGAUUAGAAAAAUCAGGUUCAACAGGAUUGGCUCAAAGAGUGUUCAACUUGGCUUUGUAUACUGAAAGAGGAAGAGUUCAAGAAUAUUUGGAAGAAAACUCCAUUCCGACCAUCUCUGGUAUCAGGAUACCAACGUCAAUCAAGUUCCCUUUAGAUGGAUAUAAGAUAAUGUUAGAUGUUUGGGGUAAUGAAACUCGAUUUACCAAUAGGUUAAACAAACGGAAUCGCAAAUCCAAUGAACAACUCAAAGAGCUACCUUUAGGAUGGAAUCUACCUAAAGAAUAUUCGAAUUUACCUAGAGGAGUUGCAGCUGGAUAUAUGACGAUGGUGACUCAUCAUCUGGCGAAAAAGAAUUUUUGUCCUGAAGAAUUUACAAAAGGAUAUUAUGAAAGUUUGAUAAGAGCUUGUAGAUGGAGAUGGAAAUUAUCAGAAGAUAAAUCACCACAUCAUGAAUUUAAAGCUGAGAUUAAGGAUGUUAUGCUAGAUAUACAAGAUUCGGGAUUGGAAGUACCUCAAUUAUUGAGGGAGAAAUUGUCGGAUGAGAGGGCGGGAGCUAGUUUUAGAUGGGUUAACAGUGCGAAUAAAAUGGGUAAGAAGCAAAAGACGGAUGAGGAGUUGUUGUUGGGGAAAUUGUUGAAUGGUCAGGAUUUAGAUGUUUUCGUGAAUGGCGAGACAAUUAUGAGAGGAAAAGAUGUCUAG